Molecule: messenger RNA, 6330 nt
Organism: Besnoitia besnoiti
Lineage: Eukaryota; Apicomplexa; Conoidasida; Eucoccidiorida; Sarcocystidae
Exons: 15
Coding region: 1-6330 (2109 amino acids)
Biological process (GO): retrograde transport, endosome to Golgi; Golgi to vacuole transport
Cellular component (GO): GARP complex
Molecular function (GO): syntaxin binding
Source: RefSeq, a predicted model, not a curated record
AUGGCGAAGCCAGUGCGGGGUCGCUUUUCGCUCCCUCCUAGGGAGGAAGACGACAGCGAGUUCGCCAGUGGAUGCCUUUCCCCCCACUGGCAGCGCGCCCUACAGGAAGAGCUGCAGACGGCCCAGAGCAUCUCUGCAGUCGUCAAUGUUCCAGGAGCUGAGGAGCCCAACUCGUUGUUGUCUCUCUUUUCCUUCGCGGACGGCUCGCGCUUCGCCUCGCCCUUGCUCCUGGAGGAGCCUGCGGACUUUGUCUCUUCGCCCCGGACCCCAGUCGCCGCGGCGACGACCAUCCUCGGUCAGCCUCCCGCGGAGAUUUCGCUCGCCGACUUCAGCGACUACUUCGAAAGCCUCAAAGAGGCGAAGGCCGCGCGAGAUGCUUGCGACGCCCUUCCUAGAGCCGGGCAGAGACGGCGGAAGGGCACUGAAGGCAAGGCGCAACUCAAAGAGAACAGAACCAGAGCUGUCUCAGUUCGAGGCGAUCUGCGCCGCGGAGCGCGGCGAUGCGGGGCAGGUCGAGGCGAGUGCGGAGGCGCUCUCUCGCGCGGCGCAGAGGAGAGAAAAUGCGGAACUCCUGGUGGCCUCGACGCGGCGAAUCAAGCACUCGCGCCUGCCUCCAGGGAGACGACGCACUGGCGCUGCCGUCGUCGCGGCUGCCGACGGCGAGCCGGCGGGGCGAGCGGGCCCCGCGCCCCGCGAGGCUGCGAAGGACGAGGGACAGAGCGAGGGGGGCGGCGGGGGCAGGGCGUAGAGGGCCGCGGGGCGACAACUGGAGCCCCAGGAGAGGAAGGAGACGGCGAGGGCCAGGUCGAGGAUGAGGCGGAAGCGGAGGGAGCGUUCUGCGGCGACGACGUCGAUGACGCCUUCCUCCUCGAUCGGCAGGAAGACGAUGAAGAGGAGGCCGCGGACCUUGGCGAGGCGCACGCGCGCUACACAGUCCCGGAGUGUUUUUUCUCGCCAGACUUCCAGGUGCACGACUUCCUCAGAUACGAGCUGCCUGAAGCCAUGAAAGUCCACGACCAACUCUCCGCCUGCUUAGACGAGGUUGAGUGCAACCUCGUCGCGCUGCUCUCGCGGCGGUUCUCCUUCUUCGUCAGCUCGCUGUGGCGACUCACCAGCAUGCAGUCGGAGAUCGAUCGCGCACUCCGCAGCGUCGCUGUGCUCAAGGGGGAGGUCAAGAAGAUGCAGUCGGAGCGCGUCGAGCUUGGCUUGAAAGUCCUGCGGCUGACAAAAGAGCGCCAAGGCCUGCUGGUUCACCUGCGGCGCAUGGAGUGCCUCAGCUACGUGCGCGACUGUCUGCAGUCCCUCGACGUCCUUCUGCAGGCUAAGGAGUUCGCGACUUGCCUGCGCCUCAUCGAUGCGACGCGGGAGCUUAUGAACGAAGAGCUCGCGGCGCUGCACGUGGCGCGCCCCAUCCGCCUGCAGCUCGACGAGCUGCAGCACCGCAUCACCACGUCGCUGAUUGAGGACUUCGCGGCGGCCGCAACAGCGGCGGUCUUCCCUGUGCACGCGGAGCGCCACUCGCCUGCUUGCGUCGCCGCGCUUCUCGCAGGCGGGCUGUCUUCGCGCUCGCCUUCCCUCGGUGCUGCCGCGUUCCCGCGCCGCGCGGCGAGCUUGCUUGAAAGUCUACUCUCGCCGCGAGAGCGCGUGGCGGCAGCCGAGGGGCGCGACCCGGCCGCGAGCGGCCUUUCUCGGGCUCUCCACGCUGUGUACGGAGACUGGCAGCGCGGAUGGAUUCUCCUCAUUGAAGAGGAGGAGCAAAAUCCGUUCCAGGACGGUGGCGUCUUCGAAUGGGAGCAGCGCCUGAUCUCGUGCGUCGGUCUUUCCGCGGAGAGUCUGAAGGCGCUGAACCUCUUGUCGCGCUGCGAGGGAAACGCCUCUAUGAUGGUUGCGCGGGCGCGACAGUCCUUCACGUCUGCAACGAAGCGUGCUAUGAGAACGGUGGCGACGCGCGCGGUAACCAAAUACUCAGCCGCCGCGACUUCGUCUCUCGGCGCUUCGCCGUCGAGGUGCUCUGGGCGCCAGCGCCGCGCUGGAGAGACGCAGCGGCGAGAGGCCGCGUCGCCGCAGGAGUCCGACAGAGAGACAGGGGCUCCUGCCGCGGAGGGAGAAGAAGCGGAGAGCGGCAGAGGGGACAGGGAGAGCGAGGCGGGUCCCGCAGCGCCGGAGGGCGCGGCGUGGGACGGAGGUGCAGGAGAUGCGCAGACGGAGAAAGCGUCGGGCGCCUCUUCUCGUUCGCCAUCCGCCGAGGAGGCCGCGGAGAGGAAGGCCGGAGGCGAUCGGCCUUCGCGGGAAGAAGAAAUGCAGGAAAAGAGGCCAUCGGAUUCCGAGCCAGAAGUCCCCGCAGGAGGGGGCGAAGCGCCACCGGGCGUGGAAACCGCAGACGGCGAGACCGGAGGCGCUGCGACGGCCGCGCAAGAGGGAGGGCGCGACGAGAAGAGAAUGACCUGCAGAGAGGCGAGCGACGCGGUUGCCGCUCAUGUAGCGCCGUCCGAUGAGCCAGCGGAAGAGUCGCAGGAACGAGCCGAAGAGCGAGAGGCGCGUGUGACCAGGGCGACGAGGCUGCAGGAAGGAGAAGGCACAACAAAGCAGGAGGAGAAAGCCUCAGGGAGGAACGGCGUCGACGGCAAGGUUCCGCCCGGCCAGAGUUUCCCCGAGCAUCCGGUUGCCUCUUCGUCGCCUGCGCCUCCGCCGUCCUCCUCUGCUGCGCCCCCUGCGGUAUCUCCUGAGGCUGCUGCGGCGGGGGCCGCCUCGGGGCAGGCGCUGUCGGAGGCGGUUCGGCAGCUGGAGCCGCAGGCGUUUCUGUGUGUGUGGCGGGACUGCCUCGGGUUUUCGCUGUGCGUCGCGCGGCGCCUGGAGGCCUGGACCUGCCUGGCGCUGCUGCGCUCAAUCGAGCUCUCCUUCGCCGCGCGCCUUAAGGCGCAAGACAAGCUCGAGCGCGCGAGGGACGACGGCGACAGGGGCGCGGGCGCAGGAGGUGCCUCCCCGCCGGAAGACGGCGGUCCGGAGGAGACGCCCGCGCCGCGCAGCGAGAAGGCCGACAGACGCAGAGCGGAGCGCGAGGAGGGAUGCACCGCAGGCGAGCAGGGCGAGCACGAGGAGCGAGGCAGGUGGAAGAAAACGCUCACGACCGCCCAAGCGGAGAGCCUCGAAAAAAACGUCGACUCGCAGACCCGCCAGUGGCGCAUCGUCGCCGCCGAUCUUGCUCGACUCGCCGAGAUGGUCAUUCAAGGCCUGAUUUCCAAGUGCAGCAGCAUGCUGCAGCUGCGUGCCCAGGUCCAUCAUCGCCUGCGCCCGAAGCAGCUCGCUGCGCUGUACUGGACUUCUCUCUCGGCUCUGGGCUGUCUCCACGCUCUCCAAGAGCGAUUUCACGCGCGUCUCAGCGAAGUGCUGCUCCAGUCGCUCCGCGUCACCGUCCGCUUUCUUCUUUUCCCCGAAGAGGCGCGUCUCCAGGGGUCGCGUGGCGCUCUCGCCUCCCCCGGUGGGGCUGCUGCGUCUGCCUCGCCUUCCGCGGCGACGGAGGACGCGGACGACGCGCAGGUUUCGCGGAGCGCGGAAAAGAGAGAGGAUGAGCCAGCAGGAAGCACAUGCCUCCACGAUGCGGAAACUGAGGAAGAGCAAGACGCAGUCGGGCCGCGGAGCGUGCUGCGCCUGCGAGGCGAAGCCGGCAGAGACCAGAGUUCGCCUCUGCACCUUAAGGUUGGAAACCUCUCUCUCCAACUCGCAGGGCCCGCGGCCGCCGCGCUCAAAGCUCCGCUCUUCACACACGCGAAAGUCCUGUUGGAGUCCUUCCACGAGGCCAAGCUCGCUCAGGUUAACCUCCUUCUUGAAAAUGAGACCUGGGAGCGCGCGGAUGUCCCUUUCUCUUUUGCGCGGACGCUUGAGACAAUUCUGCGCUUCUCCUUCUUUUCCACGCCUCUCCCGUGCUCGUCUCCGGGUUGUCUGAGUAGGACUCCCCCACCGGGGGGGCUAGACGCCGGCGCAGUGUCUCCUCGCCCAACUAGCGCCCGUGAAGGAGACACCGCCGCAGCACCGGUGCCAGCGGGCGCGGGCGAAGAGAGCACUGGAGAAGGGGCAGGCGGGGAGGAGGACGCGGGCGCUAGAGAUAUCUGCAGAAGCGGCGGCGAAAGUUUCUCGUCGCCUGCGGCGCGCCGCGCGUCGUUGAACGGUGAAAGAACGGGCGGCUCGCUCGAGGGCCUAGAUGGCGAACGAAAGGCUGCAGGGCCUGAGGCGGCCGCAGCGUCUGCUGGAGCCGGCGCGAAGAGUCCAGAGGAAGUCAUUGUGUGCCAGUGCGACUGCGGCUCCUGCCUCGUUGCUCCUCGUUCGCUGACGGUGAAUAACGAGGUGUUUAUGGUAGUCCCUUCUUGCUUGUUGGCCAUCCAGAUCAUCGCGGAUUAUAUCUCCCUGCUUCGUCUGCUGCCGCUUCUGCUGCCGCUUCUGCUGCCUUCGCUCGCCCACGUGCUCCAGCACUUUGCCCGUGUCUCUCUGCAGCUGACUGUGGAGGGCGGAGCAGUUAAGCGCGGGAGGCUGCCGCGCAUCACCGCGGCGGCCCUGGCGCUCUGCGCGCGGAGCUUCGCGGCGCUGAAGGAGCUUCUCGAGUUUUUCAUUCAGCGGAUCGACAGUGCGCAGCAGAGCGCGCGGGACAAGCGCCGCAACGGAGGCGGCGCGGAGGCGGCCCCUCGAAGGGAAACUGCACCGGUGUGGGACCCCUGGGAGGCUCUGCCCACCGAUCUCCUGCUCAGCAGCGUCUCUGAUGAAGAUCUGUCGGAUGGCGAGGCGGAGGCGGAAGACGCCUCGAAGCGAUCUGGAGAGGCGCGCCCUGACGACUCGACCGAAGGCCCUCAGAGCCGCGGCAGCCCACGCGGGGAGCCCGACGGAGCGAGGCGUGGGGCCUGCAGCAGCGGCGGGCUCGGAGCGGCGAGCGCUGCUCCGAGUGACGACGCGAGUGAGAGGAAGCCGCGCGCGCGACGGUCGAGACGCCGGCCGCACGCCCCCUCGAUUCCGCCGCUGCUCAGUCCCCUACCCAGGGCCCUUGCGUCGCAAAUGGGGCUGGCCCCCAUCGACCCCCACAGUCGAGCGCCGCAGGUGCUGCAGCAGACGUGUCGAACGCUGGCUGAUGCGCAAGCGAAAGUUUAUCAGAAACUAGGAGACAUUUUGAUUGACCGGUACGAGGUGCACAGCGCGCGGUGGCUGUCCACUCCGCAUCCGCCGCCCCCGCUGGCGGACGCUGCCUGCGUCGCUAGCCCCGCGGAGGUGAUAGGGGCAGAACGAGGAUCGGGCGAAGCAGCAGGGGCGCUGCCAAAGCGCAACGACGAGAAAAUGCACGCAGAAAGAGCGGGAAUACCGGAAGGGCCCAACAUCGGGGCGCCGUCCAGCGGAUUGGAGCUCGUCCAGCAGAUUCCUGCGCCGCCGCCUCACGAUGCUCUGAAGGGCCUGGUAAAGGACGCGUCGUCUCUGUAUAAAGUGCUUCACCGUCUUCUUCCUGCGGACGCGGUGGUGAAGAUUUUUGCGCGGGCCUUCCACCAGAUUUCGUACCGCUUUGAGAUGCGCCUCGCAGCUGCUUUUCCACACCCGGCGUGCCCCGUGCCUCUCGCCUUUGCGAGCGCUCCCGCACAGCCGGGCGGCGGUGGCCCCGAGAGUCUUGGGCCCGAAAGGGAUCCUCAAGGCCCCCUGGGGGCGAGUGGCGCAGGCGUCGGCCGCACAGGAUUCUACGAGAGUCCGCAGGAGCUCGAACGCCUCGUGGUAAACGCACUCUCCGAAGUGGACUCAAGUGCAGGGGCGCCAGAGCGGGAGGCCUGCGCGGCGGAGGCUGGCUCGAUGUCGGCCGGCGCCGCGGAGGGCAGCGACCGACUCGGCGCUGCGGGAGGCGGGCCCAGCGGCCCCCGUGCGCCCGCCUUGCCCGACGCGGGCAUUGAAGGCGACGGGGGAGACGCGGAGGCGGAGCGGAGUCGGUGUGGCCGGUUGCUCGCCGCCUCUGCAUAUGGUGAUCUGCUGCGCGGGCCAGGAGGCGGCGACGGAGCCGGUGGUGGAGCAAGCCGAGGUGCAGCAGACGCGGGGACAGACGCGAUUCAAACGCGCAUUAAUCGGCACUUGAGGAGACCUGGAAAUGAGGGUGAGCCGCACACGGUGUACAGACCAGCUCAGGGCGAGAGCAUGGGGGACCGCUACUGGCUCGAUUGCGUCUAUCUGUACGAGAGUCUGUGCCGAUACGAAGGCCUGACGAUGCCUCUGCUUCACCUGGUUCGGGAUCUCUUGAGUGCCUGCGCCAAGUGCUGGGCCGUCAGUCCCGGAGUCGCCGAACUGAUUGAACGGAGGCUACCCCGAGAAGCGUGA